Molecule: messenger RNA, 1097 nt
Organism: Leptonychotes weddellii (Weddell seal)
Lineage: Eukaryota; Metazoa; Chordata; Mammalia; Carnivora; Phocidae
Source: RefSeq, a predicted model, not a curated record
CCAGCCCUCUCUAUUCCAGCCUCAGUCUUCUGUGGUGAGUGGGCAAGGCAAUCCACAGAUCUGGUGUGUGGUGCAGGGCAGCCCUGCCAGCGCUCACGUCUUGUCUUGGUACCAGCAGCUGAGGGGGAGUGGCCCCACCUUCCUGCUGAGUCAGCGAGAAGGGAUGCCCCCAACCUAUGGUUUGGGUGUGAAUCCUCGCUUCCUCGUAGAGAUGGACCCAGCCAAGAAUGCCGCCCUCCUUACCGUGGGCAAUGCCAGCCCUGCUGACGAGGGCAUCUACUACUGUGCCCUGUGGUUUUCAGGCCAGUAUGUCUUUGGAGAAGGUACCCGUCUGCUCUAUCAGGCUAAGAUGCAAUCCCCGGCUUUCCAGCCACCUGAGCUGAGCCUGUUUGUCCCAGACUCUGGCCCUCCCUUCCAUGUACUUUGUGUGGCCCUAGGACACAACCCUGACCCUCUGAGGGUCUCCUGGGUCCUGAAAGGCCAGUAUCAGGAGGAAGAGGACUCCACUGGAGGAGCCGGGGAGCCCGUGGUCAGCUGGCUGCAGCUGCCUCGGGAGGUGGCAGGAGUGUCUGUGACUUGCCGAGGCUUGCACCAGACUGGAGUCUCAGAAGUCAUGCUGCCCCUCCCCUGCGGCCAAGGGUGCGGGAGAAGGCUGGAACUGGAGAAGAGGAAUGAGACUCAUGACAAGAUUGGACACACUCGUCUAGCGGAGCUGGAAAAGACCCUCACCGCCGCCGCCUGCUGCUACCUGGGCCUGCUUGCUGCAGCUCUGGCCUAUGGCUUCAUCGUGGCUGCCCUCCAGAGGGAUCGCUGCUGUAGGGCCCACCCUAUGGAGCCACUCAUCCGACAGGGUCAAAGAGCAGCCCUCGGUUCCAGGGUGCAGGUGGGCAAAAGGUGCCCCCCUGCCAGGGCCCUGGAGUGCAAGGGGCUGAGCCCCAGCAGAUUCCACGUCCUCCGAGGGGCUGCCCGUGCACCGGACCCUCCCUCCUUGUUCCAGCCAGCUUCCUCCUAGUCUGCUGCCUUUUGUUACCCCGUGGGGCCCCCUUUUUCUCCCAGACUGUUCAAAUUUCUCCACAAAUACAGGGAAUUUGAGAAGA